Molecule: messenger RNA, 1176 nt
Organism: Penicillium daleae
Lineage: Eukaryota; Fungi; Ascomycota; Eurotiomycetes; Eurotiales; Aspergillaceae
Exons: 4
Biological process (GO): transmembrane transport
Cellular component (GO): membrane
Molecular function (GO): transmembrane transporter activity
Source: RefSeq, a predicted model, not a curated record
AUGGAGCAGGGGUCGGAUAAAGCAGGCAACACCAUCCUUCAGCAAGAUGAUAUCGAUGUUGAAGCGGAGAGAAAGCUCAAAUGGAAAAUCGACCUCUUGAUCCUCCCCCUCUUAACAGGUUUCUACUUCUUCCAAAGCAUGGGUGGGGCGGAUGUGGGAUUUGCUAGUAUUGCCGGUCUUAAUAAGGAGCUCCAGCUAAGCCCUCGGCAAUUCUCCAACAUUAUUAAUCUAUUCUAUGUUGGGUACAUCGUUGCUCAGCUACCGGGAACUCUCUUUCUGAGAUUCAUUGGCCCAUCUGGACAGCUCGGAACCGCAUGUGUAUUAUGGGGUGUGUUCACAAUUGUCCAGGUGGUGGUUCAUAGCUACUCAACCCUCGCCGGGCUGAGGUUUGUUAUCGGAGUAUGCGAAGGAUUUGGACAGGGAGCCGUUUUCUACCUCUCAUUCUGGUAUACUUAUCCAGAGCUUGCAACUCGGGGAGGUAUAUUUUGGGGAUCAACAUCGCUUGCUAGUGCUUUUAAUGGCCUUAUUUCGUAUGCCAUCCAGACUGGUUUGAAUGGUAAGAAUGGUUGGCUCUCUUGGAGAUGGAUAUUCUGUAUUGAAGGGAUUAUGCCUAUCGGUUUUGGCUUUCUUCUCUUUAUCCUCUUACCAUCUACCCCGGAGAAAGCGAGAUUCGGUUUUACACAAGCCGACAAGGACUUAGCUGUUAAGAGGAGUUGUCGAGCACAUAACCCUGAGGACGCCGAGAUACGUCCGCAAAAGAUCGUUACAACAUUAUUGAAUCCUGUCUUUUGGCUCUUCGGCGUGAUCUUUAGUGCAUAUCACUACUGCAACGCCCCAAUAACAAAAUUUUAUUCCAAACAUUGUUCAGGUUUAACUCUCUACGUGCAGGACAUGGGAUUUGUUUCGAACGUCAAUGCACAGCUGAUGUCUGCGGUGGUGUUCGUUUCGGCAUUCGUCGGAGUUCUGCUCUUUGCCCGCAUCGCGGAUAAGACCGACCAGAGGGCAAAAACAUUACUUGCAAGUUUGGUGUGCCAACUUGUGGGAUAUAUAAUGCUAGUUUCGUCGUCAAACUCGAACGUCCGCUUUACCGGAGCAUGUAUACUUGCUUUUGGUAACUACCCGGGAGCAGUAUUGAUUGUCACAUGGAUGGCCAUGAAUGUUGUGGGUUACACGAAA